This is a messenger RNA of Mollisia scopiformis, 891 nucleotides long. RefSeq lists its product as uncharacterized. Bases 1 to 891 code for a protein of 296 amino acids. Lineage: Eukaryota; Fungi; Ascomycota; Leotiomycetes; Helotiales; Mollisiaceae. The record is from RefSeq and is a predicted model, not a curated record. The transcript is spliced from 4 exons.
AUGCCUGCCCCACAUUACCUUGCGCCUUCUUCCGAGGCAGCAAAUCAGCUUCCCGGUCUCGUUACUAUUGCGCCUUCCGGGCGUUCGACUUCUGGCAACAACGGUGUUGUAGAUGCUGAGUUUCCGUUAAUCACUGAAAAUUCCGGUUCCGAAGACAAACUCCGCUCUCCUUUAGCUGCACCCGACUCUUCCGUCAUAGAAAGCAGCGGCGAGUACGAUGAAUGGUAUGAUGGGAACGACUCCGCUGUACGAGCAGACUUCAUAGCCGCGAAUUCUGUCCCUGGUCCUAGAUGGCGUGAGAUGAACAUGCUCAUGUUUAUCAUCGCCUUUAUGGCAGCCUUCCAUGCUACCUUCGACAGGGGAAAAUUCAUUCGGGGCAGCACACUUGAAUACAGGAUCAAGAAUACUACGCCAGACGCAUUCGGAAUACUAGCCGGUUGGCUCUAUACUAGAAAAGUCGACCCCUACGAUGACAAUGACGAGGAGAAAGAGUAUCACGGGAGUGCCAUUACUGCUUUGGCAGAAGCCUGGUCCCUAGCAGAACAGCUCAAUCUCCCGGUGCUCCAGAGCGGCAUUCUGCAAACCCUCGUCGACAUGCAAUAUUUGCACAAAAUCAGCCUCGACGACAAAACUCUUUGCUACCUGUACAAGCACACUUCUCCAGGCAGUCCACUCCGUCGCUAUAUUACUGUAAACACCGUUCGGGAGAAAAGCAUCAGAGAUAUUGGGUGGGACGGAAGUCUUGGCAAUGGUUAUCCCAAGCAGAUGCUACAGGACAUGUUUCUUCUGUUGAUGCAGGAUAGGCAGGGUUAUGGUGACUUGCGGGUGGGUGACAAUGAGGCCAAGAUUGAUGCGAAGAGAUUCUUCGUUCCUGUUCCUCCUUUUGCAUGA